GUUAAAAAUUGAGUUAAAAUAUUCUUAAACAGAACUACACGAAAUCACUUAUUAUGUUAAAGAUAAACAUUAUGCAAAGAUAAAUAGCAAUAUAAUAUUAUGAAAUACUUGCCUUAAUUAUAAUACAUGGAAAAAUCUGCCACUGAACUGUAUCUUUCGUCGCUUAUCGUUCUCUAACCGCGAUCUUGCUUACACCGUCGUUGCUCAACUGUCCGAGCUUUCUAGCGAGCACCUAUAACACCAACUGUGACCUAUGCACUGAUCUUCCUAUUGCAACAAACUCUCUUGCGAUACGUCUUAGUCUUCCUCCCUCACAAUACUCCCCCGUUACGCUGCUUACCCUCCCAGCAGUGAAAUAUAUCAACUUGCGAGCAAUUCGUGGAAGCUGCACUCCACCUUUCCUUCGCCUGUUGCAUUUUUAAAGAGAGUAUACAGUUGCAUUAUGAUCGAAAGUUCGAAAAGAAGGGGACCUCCCUGUCGUCCACGUUCAUUAUUUCUGGAAUUACAGUUUUUUUUGUAUAAUGUAAGUACAGAAAUAUUUAAUAAAUUGUCAUUGAUCAAUGGUCGAUGACACAGGUCGCGGGUCGCGUUCGGCUGUCGACCCGCGAGCAAAUUUUAGUAUGAACAAAGUUAUUCGACGUAUCGUGAUUGAUCGGCGAAGCGUUUCCUGUCGCCGAAGAGAAAUAUGGGGAUGACCACACUCAGCCGAUUGGUCAGGUUCGGUCUUCACAUUUACGGCAUACGACCAUAUGUAGCGUCUACCGUGGUGUUCAGAUUGUACUGGAUCAUAAUGCUGAGCAUGGCCCAAGUCUUUCAGUAUCGAUAUGUGGUGAUGAACAUUCACAUGGAUGACUUCUCCGAGUAUAUGGAUGGAGUGAGCAGUGCAAUGGCAUCUUCUUUACUCUACAUUAAGCUCAUUAUUCUUUGGACCCAUCAACGAAUAUUUUCCGAUCUAUUACAAAUAAUGUCUUCGGAUUGGCAAGAUUACACUUUAAACCACUACAGUUCACAUGUAAUGACGAAAGCGGCGAAUCUUGCACGUCGCACUUCGAGAUGGAUCGUCGGCAUGCAAAUGGCCUCUGGAACUUUUUAUAGUGUUGGCGUACUCGCUAGCAAUGCAAAUAGUCCAGAGAAAUUAGAACCAUACGAGCGAGAACUUAUUCUGAAGAUGGGGCUGCCAUUUAACAUUAGUACAGAUUUUAUUUACAAAGCAGUCCAAACUGCUCAAUUUUAUCAUUUGUCUUUGAUCUGCUACGGUAUUACGAUUGUCAAUUCCCUUCUCGUCACUCUGAUACUUCACGUCUGUGGUCAAAUCGAUAUUCUUCGAGAAUGCUUGACAAAAAUCUUUUCAAAAAAUUCAGCAAAUUCAAUAAAUGAAAUUAUGAUGCAAUCGUUGAUUAGAAAGCACCAGCGUAUUAUCGUAUUUGCAGAAAAUAUUGAAACUCUUUAUACAUACAUCGCAUUAAUGAUGCUCUUAUCAAACACAAUUAUUAUAUGCUGCUUAGGAUUUAUUAUUGUUACCUCACUUGACACACCUAAUGCUGCAGCGAUUUUAGUGAAAUCCAUGUUAUUCUACAUUUCAAUGAAUGUCGAGGCAUUUAUAUACUGCUUUUCAGGCGAAUAUCUGAGUGCCAAGAGCAAAAUGAUUGGAAAUGCGGCGUAUGAUUCUCUCUGGUACGAUUUUCCAGCAAAAAAAAGUCGAACUGUACUGUUCCUUAUUGUGAGAUCGCAGAAAAGAUUGACGAUCACGAGCGGAAGAAUCGUCGACCUUUCUUUGGAGCAAUUUACUAGUGUAAUAAAAGCAUCGUUAUCGUACAUUUCCGUGCUAUUGGCAAUGUACUAAAAAUAGUUAAUGAAAUAUAUGAAAUAAUUGUAAUAAUAAUAUAAAGCAGUAGUAAAAGAAUUUAGUAACGAGAGAAUAAACAAAAUUUGUUCUAAACAUUACUAUUCCAUUAUCCUUUCAUGAAAGUAAUGAAAACUGUUUGCAUUUCUUCUCUCGUGCAAGAGCGGGAUUAUAAUCAAUAGUGAGAGACUAAAAAGUAUAUGACAAAAGUUUUUCUUACCUGGGCGAAUAUUUUUCAAGACACUAUUAAGAAGACAAAAUCAACUCGUGUUCUUUUUUCUAGAGUUUUCAGUUUGUUCAUCUACUGAAAAGAUGCUGUUGAAAAAAAAACUUUCGCAAUUUCGCUUUCUCUUGGCACUUCCGAUCCAUAUCCUCAAGUCUUGAAUUACUUUUCAUAGUUGUUGUCGUGCACAAGUUCGCAUCUCACGUUGGCGUUUUAUCAAAUUGUAUUUUUUUCUUCUUUACUAUAUUAGUCUUGAAUUUAUUCAUCCAGUUUUAUCGGAAAGAAGUUCGGUUUUGAUAA
This is a messenger RNA of Monomorium pharaonis (pharaoh ant), 2366 nucleotides long. RefSeq names its product odorant receptor 22c. The transcript is spliced from 6 exons. Gene Ontology annotation, molecular function: odorant binding; olfactory receptor activity. NCBI's taxonomy places the organism in Eukaryota, Metazoa, Arthropoda, Insecta, Hymenoptera, Formicidae. Gene Ontology annotation, biological process: detection of chemical stimulus involved in sensory perception of smell; sensory perception of smell. Gene Ontology annotation, cellular component: plasma membrane. The coding region runs from base 686 to 1843 and encodes 385 amino acids. The record is from RefSeq and is a predicted model, not a curated record.